Neofelis nebulosa (Clouded leopard) is the source of this 3757-nucleotide messenger RNA. It is a transcript of the gene PTPN22, whose product is annotated as protein tyrosine phosphatase non-receptor type 22. The record is from RefSeq and is a predicted model, not a curated record. The transcript has 21 exons. Bases 738 to 3149 code for a protein of 803 amino acids. Gene Ontology annotation, molecular function: non-membrane spanning protein tyrosine phosphatase activity. Gene Ontology annotation, cellular component: nucleus; cytoplasm. Gene Ontology annotation, biological process: negative regulation of nucleotide-binding oligomerization domain containing 2 signaling pathway; positive regulation of granzyme B production; negative regulation of p38MAPK cascade. NCBI's taxonomy places the organism in Eukaryota, Metazoa, Chordata, Mammalia, Carnivora, Felidae.
UUCCCUUAGUGGAGGUCAGCACUUCCCCAGCCCACAGAGAGACACAGACUGUCAGAAGCAGGUGACUUUGCUUCAUCCAAAAGAGAGUUUGAGGUGUAUAUGGCAGACAUAAGAUUGCUGAAUAAAAAAUCCUUCUCUGAUGAACAGUAAUUUUCCACAGAUCGCAUGGACAAGAAACUUUGGGGGAGAAUAGUGCAGGCAGAAGGUGUCUUAAUUCCAAACGAUGUCUGUCUCCCUUUCGGACCCUAACUGAACUUCGCUGAGUUCAUUUGGGACAGGAGGAAACAGAAAGGAUCGACAGGGCCUUUGUGUUCAUUGAGGAAAUGGGGAGAGGCAGACCCCAUUCCUAAGACCUGUAAUUCUGCCUUUUCUCUAGGAAGCAAGAAAAAGGGUGAAUUUGACUUAAAGAUGAUGGAGUGGAACGGUGUCAGAGCUAAGCAGGCCAUGUGUUAUGCUCUGGUUAGCCUCUUGUUUGUUAGCACUUGAAUUGUAACCAGGUUCCUUCCUCGAGAAGGAAGGCGCUAGGGCCCUGGAGUGAUGAUGGCUUUGUUGUGUGACCACAGAGGCUGGUUGCGUACUAAUUUCCUCUAGGGCUUGUGAUGAAGUCAGUUAACCACAGCCUUCAACAUGCUCUGCUCUGGAGGCAGCAGUGGCUUCUUGGUGGUAUCUCGGCCAUGACAUCCACUUGACAUGCCCUCUCUUAACCCACUGGUAGACAGUUUCUCUUGCCCUGCAGCAUGGACCAAAGAGAAAUUCUGCAGAAGUUCCUGGAUGAAGCCCAAAACAAGAAAUCUAACAAAGAGGAGUUUGCCAAUGAAUUUCUGUGGCUGAAAAGACAAUCCACUAAGUACAAGGCAGACAAAACCUAUCCUACAACUGUGGCUGAGAGACCCAAGAAUAUCAAGAAAAACAGAUACAAGGAUAUCUUGCCCUAUGAUCAUAGCUUAGUUGAGCUGUCUCUGAUAACCUCGGAUGAAGAUGCCAACUACAUCAAUGCCAGCUUCAUUAAGGGAGUUUAUGGACCCAAAGCUUAUAUAGCCACCCAGGGACCUUUGUCUACAACUCUCCUGGACUUCUGGAGGAUGAUUUGGGAAUACAGUGUCCUGAUCAUUGUUAUGGCGUGCAUGGAGUUUGAGAUGGGGAAGAAAAAGUGUGAGCGCUACUGGACUGAGCCAGGAGAGCUACAACUGCAAGUUGGUCCUUUCUCCAUAUCCUGUGAAGCUGAAAAUAGAAAAUCUGAUUACAUAAUCAGGACUCUAAAAGCCAAGUUCAAUAGUGAAACUCGAACUCUCUACCAGUUUCAUUACAGGAAUUGGCCAGACCAUGAUGUGCCUUCAUCCAUAGACCCUAUUCUUGAGCUCAUCUGGGAUAUGCGUUCUUACCAAGAGGAUGACCAUGUUCCCGUGUGCAUUCAUUGCAGUGCCGGUUGUGGGAGGACUGGUGUUAUCUGCGCUAUCGAUUAUACCUGGAUGUUGCUAAAAGACGGGAUCAUUCCUGAGAACUUCAGUGUUUUUAGUUUGAUCCAGGAAAUGCGAACACAAAGGCCUUCAUUUGUUCAAACUCAGGAACAGUAUGAGCUGGUCUACAAGGCUGUAUUAGAACUAUUUAAGAGACAGAUGGAUGUCAUCAGGGGUAAAAAGUCAGGAACAGAGAUUCAAGCCAAGUAUUCAGUUCUUGAGCAAAAUCCCACCCUAGAAGCAGAGUCUUAUUCUAAUUUACCAAAAAGUGGCAUAAAAGAAGCAAAAAUGGUGAAGCAACAGAAUAAACAAAGGAUAAGGCUGAAAAGUGCAGACGCUUCUUCCUUUGGCCUCAGGACUCCUGAAAUAAAUGAAAAGGAAGGUUUAGUUUUACACCCUGCUGAACAGAGCAGUUCUUUUGACAUUUUGGAGCUAAAUUGUGGUUGUAACAAAAAUGCUGACACAACCGUGAAAUGGGAGCCAAAGGCAUUUCCAAUAGUUGGGGAGCCUCUUCAGAAACAUCAGAGUCUAGACUGGAGCCCCGUUUUGUUUAAUUCCAAACCUGCAAAUGUAGCAGGGGGAUAUUUCAACUCAAAGGGGCCGAUAACGCGGACCAAAUCAACUUCCUUUGAACUGAUGCAGCAAAGAGACACCAAGGAGCUGGAUAUCAAGGAGAAUGUUUUGUGUUUGGAACCUCAACCGCACAGUUCUCCUCUUGGGCGGGCUCAAAAAGCGAUGCACGUUUCUUCAGCAGAACUGAAUUAUUCACUGCCAUCUGACUCUCGGCGCCAAACGGGCAAUGCCUCUAAUGCAAAGCAGCAGGACUCUAGUGCUGUUAAGGUGCAUUCUUACAUGUCCUUGGAAGAUCCUUUUUUUUCAUCGUUGUCGCCAAGUAGCACUGGUUCUAAGAUGUCUCUUGAUUUACCUGAGAGGCCAGAUGGAACCGCUUUACCUCGUUCUUCACUGCCCGCGUCCUCCACAACCCUCUUCUCUUGCUACAAUUCACAAGAUUCUUUAGCACUGAGUUCUCCAACUGGUCACCCUCCACCCCUGGACCAAGAGAGAGCAGUAGUCGCAACUUCUCCAAGGAUAGAUGAUGACAUUCCCCCUCCACUUCCGGAACGGACACCUGAAUCUUUUAUUGUGGUGGAGGAAGCCGGAGAAUUUCCACGGACUGUUCCCAAAUCCUUAUCUUCAGCUGUGAAGGUAAUAAUUGGAACAUCAUUAGAAUGCAGUGGAACAUCUGAGUCAAAGAAAUCUGGUGACUCUGUGAGACUUAGACCAACUAAGAGUGUAAAACUGCGGAGUUCCCAGUCAGAUCUACAUCAAGAUCGAUCUUCUCCUCCCCCACCUCCACUCCCUGAAAGAACCCUGGAGUCCUUCCUUCUUGCUGACGAAGAUUGUAUGCAGGCUCAGUCUAUACGGACCUAUUCUACUAGCUGUCCUAACACCAUGGAAAAUUCAACAUCUUCAAAGCAGACAUUGAAGACUCCUGGAAAAAGUUUCACAAGGACUAAGAGCUUGAAAAUUUUGAGAAACAUGAAAAAGAGUGUCUCUAAUUCUUCUCCAGCAAACAAGCCUGCAGACUCUGUUCAGUCAAAUCGCUCCAGCUCCCUUCUGAAUUUUGGGUUUGCAAAUCGUUUUUCAAAACCCAAAGGACCAAGGAAACCACCAGCGACUUGGAAUAUUUAACACAACUUUGGAAUAUAGCUGCAAGUGCAUCUGGAAAUAAAACUACUGGAAUACUGCUAGCUAAAAUAAGUGUUCCAUAUUUAUAAUUUCAACAAUGAAGACCCUGUAAUGUUUAAUAGCAAUAUUAGAAAAGCCAUAUUCAAAGAAGUGCCAGAAGUUUUACAGUUUCAUCUCAUUUGCAUUGGGUUGGAAACUGGAAAUAAGUUUGUCACUUGGGAUUAUGUAGAGAAUGCUGGAUGAGAAAGUUUUAGAAUGGACUUAUUUUUCAUUUUGGAAGUUAUUUUUAUUCUACUUAAGCAGAAACUUCAAAAUAUUUGUAAGAAUUGGAUCUCAACUGAAUGUCUGCAUUGCCAGAUUUUACAAUAGCAAGUGUUUCACAAAAUCUGACUUGUGGUUGUGGCACAAAAUGAUACAAAAUGACUGCUUGUGACAAUGACUAUUCCCUGGGAGUUAUUUUUGCCUAAAUGGAGUAUACCUUGCACAUCUUCCCAAAGGUGGAAAACCAGAGUAGUAAGAAAAGGAAACGUUAUAAUUAAGAGAAUAAAUAAUAAUGAAAAUAAUUUCAUAUCAUAUUUCAAUAAUGAAAAUAAUAAAAGAAUAAUGAAAAU